UCCACGAGAGCCUGAAACUCAGUGUGAAACUACUUAAGACUCUCAGCCGGUUGGUGGACUGUAGCUUGAAGAUAUUAUUCUAUCAUUAUUUUUAUUUUUAUUCUAUGAUAAUCAUGGCAUUUCUGAUCUACCUGACCCUACUGACAACAGCCGUCAUCACACAGGUGACUGCUAGCUGCCCAGCAGUGUGCGACUGCCCCGACGAGCCCCUGGCCUGCCCUCCAGGAGUGAGCGCCGUGCCAGACGGAUGUGGGUGCUGCAAGGUGUGUGCCGCACAGCUUAACCAGGACUGCGGCCCUGUGAGGCCUUGCGACCACCACAAAGGGCUGGAGUGUAACUACGGCAACGAUGUGACCGUGGCCCUGGGCAUCUGUCGAGCAAAAUCAGAGGGACGCACGUGCGAGUACAACGGUAGGAUCUACCAGAACGGCGAGAGCUUCCGGGCCGGCUGUAAACACCAGUGCACCUGCAUCGACGGCGCCGUCGGCUGCGCCCCCCUCUGCACCAACAAGCUGCCCCCGGCCUCUCCCUCCUGCCCCUUCCCACGGCUGGUCAGGAUCCCCGGGCAGUGCUGCUUCAGCGUGGACUGCCACAAGGGCACCUGGCGGCUCCCACCUAAGCAUCAGGCGCCUCCACCACAACAGCACCUGCCCAGACUUCAGCACCAGCCGGAAAAUGAGCUGACCAACGAGCUCGCAGAGGUCAAGUCCAGCGGCUGGGAGAGCGAACACGGCUACAAACACCUGCCUGUAUGGAACCAUCUGAAGGAGAAGUGUCCAGUUCAGACCACGGACUGGUCCCAGUGCUCCAGCAGCUGUGGGAUGGGCGUGUCCUCUCGCAUCACCAACAAGAACCCUCAGUGCAAGCUGGAGAGAGAGACGAGGAUCUGCACCGUGCGGCACUGCCGCGGCCUGACGGUCCCCGCCAAGAAAGGGAAGAAGUGCACCCCGACCCAGAAGGCCCCGGAGCCCAUCCGCCUGUCCUACGGAGAGUGUGUGAGCGCCCGCCUCUACCGACCCAACUACUGCGGCGUGUGUGCGGACGGACGGUGCUGCUCGCCGCGCCGCACGCGCACUGUACCCGUGACCUUCGUCUGCCCGGACGGCGAGCGCUUCCGGAGGUCGGCCAUGUUCAUCCAGUCGUGUAAAUGCAGCGACGACUGCGGCCACCUCAACGAAGUGGCCCUCCCUCCACAGCAGUGGAUGUAUGGAGACACACACCAGUUCACAGACUAGUACUGAGGAGGACUUUGUUUGAUUUAAAUGUGAUGAGGUCAACUUUCUUGAUGAAUGAACAUGCCUUAAGACAAGGGGCCAUUUUAUCUCAUCUGGCUCCCAAUGAGUGAAGAGUACAGGCCGCCUCGGUUUUGUGAUAAUAUUGUGUGACCGGAGUGGAUUGUUCACUUGCCCGCUCCUGUUCAAAACAGACAUGGGCUCUAAAUCAGAGCCCUGAGGCGCCCCUGGACUUCCUCCACUAUUGGACUGGAUGCUGGUUCAGGUGUGAUGGAUUUUUCUUUUCUUUUUUUGAGACCCUCAGAUCAGCCUGAGAGGAGGAAACACUACAAGAGCAACAAAGCACUUUGUUUAGCACUGAAACCCAGGAACUAGAACUAUGACAGCA
This is a messenger RNA of Anoplopoma fimbria (sablefish), 1620 nucleotides long. Its product is annotated as CCN family member 1-like. Gene Ontology annotation, biological process: signal transduction. NCBI's taxonomy places the organism in Eukaryota, Metazoa, Chordata, Actinopteri, Perciformes, Anoplopomatidae. The record is from RefSeq and is a predicted model, not a curated record. The transcript is spliced from 6 exons. Gene Ontology annotation, cellular component: extracellular region. The coding region runs from base 105 to 1235 and encodes 376 amino acids. Gene Ontology annotation, molecular function: protein binding.